Neodiprion fabricii is the source of this 1337-nucleotide messenger RNA. RefSeq lists its product as uncharacterized. Gene Ontology annotation, molecular function: lipid binding. Lineage: Eukaryota; Metazoa; Arthropoda; Insecta; Hymenoptera; Diprionidae. The record is from RefSeq and is a predicted model, not a curated record. Bases 250 to 1245 code for a protein of 331 amino acids. The transcript has 6 exons.
CAAAAGUCAUUUUAUUCUCAGUCAGCGAAUCGUCGGAGCUGUUUCCGACUGUCGUCGUCCGCGUGAUAAAACGCAGUCUCUCUUCUAUCUCCUGAUAUCAGUGUUUCUCCCUGAAUCGCGACCUGAAAUCGUCAGGUAAUUCGGAUCUCACCCUUUGAGUGUUUUCUUUUCUUCUUGUGUUUGUUUCUUUUUUUUCUUUUUAUUUUUUUUUUCUUCUUUCCUUUCUCACAUUUUCCGCAAUUUCGAAACAUGAAAUCCGCCGUUUUCCUUAUCGCCGCUAUGAGCCUUGUGCUCUGUCAAGAGGGAGUUUUUCCCCUCGAUCUGAACACAAGUUACCUAUUUGGAAGCCUCCGAAAUGCCACCUUUAAAGCCGGAAACUACAUAUCGGACAGCAUUCAGAAGCAGAAAGAGAUGAUCAUUAACGCGAAAAACACGGCUAGUGAAUACGUUACGAAUGCGGUAGCAGUGCCAAGGAACGCGCUGAUCAAUGCCAAGAACGCGACCAAGAACUACAUUGACAGCACGGCGUCCAAGGGUAUGGAGGUCAAGUUCAGGGCGGUAAUGGAAACCAUCCGGGUUAAAAUGCCUUACGGAAUUCCCGCGCUUGACAUUCCUCCUCUAGAUCCUCUCAAAAUCGAACACGAGACGUACGAUCUGUCCCACAAGGAUGUCGGCAACAUUUCGAGCACCCUGGACAAAGCGACCAUUUCCGGCUUGUCGACCUUCGUAAUCGACCGGGUAAAGAUAUCCGUGAUUGGAGGUGUGAGCCUCGCGUUGAACCUGAGCGUGCCAGCAAUCCGGGGAAAUGGAGACUACGAAGUGCACGGAUCCAUCGGCCGGUUGUUUCCUCUGAACAGCACUGGACCCUUUGAAUUCGAGGCGCAGGACAUCCGCUUCUACAUCCACGUCGUCCUGGGCUACUCAGGAUCGAUGUACGUCAAGUCACUGGACACCGAUUUCUCCAUCCGGUCCGUUAAGGCGCGAUUCUACCACCUGUUCAAGAAUCCGGAGACGGACAAGACGAUGAACGAGAUCAUCUCCGAACUGGUACCACAGCUUUUGGAGGUCGUUAAGCCCGAGGUGAAACCUAAACUUGAAGAAGUCAUCGCCCAGAGGAUAAACGCCUCUGUAGCUCAUCUGAACGUAGGGAAUAUCCUCGGGAUCCUCACCGGGACAAUCGACCUUCAGACCAUGGCUCAUCUCACCAAAUCGGGUCCUCAAAUCCUGCAGCCUCUUAAGCGUUGACCAAAAACCGGUUUUCUUAUAUCAUAGGUAUUAAAUCUUGCGAUCGGUAUACGACGGAAGAAUUAGUAAUCAAUAAAUUUAUACUUCUCUUU